Molecule: messenger RNA, 1290 nt
Organism: Micromonas commoda
Lineage: Eukaryota; Viridiplantae; Chlorophyta; Mamiellophyceae; Mamiellales; Mamiellaceae
Exons: 1
Coding region: 1-1290 (429 amino acids)
Source: RefSeq, a predicted model, not a curated record
AUGGGGGUGCUCUCCGAGGACGAGAGCGACACCAGCGCUCUCUUCACGGAGUCGGAACUCGACGAUAGCGAUCUCGACUUCGCGCGCCGGCGUCCUCGCGCGCCGGUCGCACCCCCGCGCGGGGCCCCGGCGAACGACGCGCGAGACGACGCGCCCCGGUUCAGCUCGGAGGACGAGGAGGACGAGCCACGACGCGCGCCCUCGCCUCCGCCCGCGGCUGCUCCCACGUGGGUCGGACCGGGCGCGUCAGCGGGCGCGAGCACACGAGCCGCCGCGGCCGCCGCGGCGGCUCCCGUGGGCCGGCCGGGUGGAGCGACCGGCGGUGCGGUGCCCACCUUCUCGUUCUCGCAUCGCGCCUCGGACUCGGGCAUCGGAAGCGCGAGGCAAACAUCGUACGCGCCCGCCGCGUCGUCGAGACCCCCGCCCACCGCACCGGCAUCGAGGGGGGGAACCGCGAGCGCGCAGAGCUCCCCGGCGAGACGCCCCGCCGCGCCAUCGCACGCCGCGGCGUCGUCACAGCCAAACUCGAGCAACAUCCUCGCCUCGGUCCUCGGCAUCGACGUCGAGCGCGGCGUGGGGGGUUUCGACGACGACGACGACGACGAGGACGUCGCGUCUCCCCUCAGGGGCAAGGAGAGCCGGAGGGACCGCGCGGCGAGGCUGGCGAGGGAAGGGACGUCGCGGCGACAGGACCGGCGAGGAGAGUCUGUAACAAGGGAAAGUAACAAGGGAAAAUCGCUCGGCUCGCUCAACCUCGCGGCGGUGGCAAAGUUCGGCACUGGCGCGAGGUGGUCCGCGCGCGGGUCCGGGCACGAGAUCGGCGCGUGGACCGCAAGGCAGGCGACGCUCGCGGUGGACGGACGAACCACCGCGACGUGGCUCGUGGCGUGCGCCGCGGCGCAACUCCUCGGGGGUCUCAUCGCGUGCCUGUGGGAGUCGGGAGGUCAGUGGGCGGCGCCGGGUCACGACCUGCCCAUCGCGGUCUUGACCGUCUGCGCGGCGCUCGGCGGCGGCAAGGGCGCGUUGGGUUCUAAUUGGAGGACGCAGGCGGUGCUGCAGGUGGGUCACGUGUGCGCGCUGGCGUUCGCGUUGGGCCUCGACGUGUUCGUCAUGGCUAGGAUGUCGGACGUGAUGGCGGCGACGAUGGCGAGGCCGGAGCUGGCGGCAAACAGACGAGCGGCGCGCGGCGGGGUGGGCUUGGCGCUCGCAGCCAAGGCUUUGGCGCUGCCGCUGUCGAUGAUACACGCGGUUAGGGUGGUUUGGCCUGGGCGUGGCGCGCCACGGGAGUAG